Candidozyma haemuli is the source of this 384-nucleotide messenger RNA. RefSeq names its product mitochondrial 37S ribosomal protein mS38. Gene Ontology annotation, biological process: mRNA processing. The transcript has a single exon. The record is from RefSeq and is a predicted model, not a curated record. Bases 1 to 384 code for a protein of 127 amino acids. NCBI's taxonomy places the organism in Eukaryota, Fungi, Ascomycota, Pichiomycetes, Serinales, Metschnikowiaceae.
AUGUUUAGAUUACCACAGCUUAGGCAGUUAACCAGCCUUACGCGUGGAAUUGGCGCCAGGUCGUUCGCUGCCGUGGCCAGACCACAGCUACCUGUAUUGACGCAAACCAACAACGUCAACAGAUUUGGCUUUGGAACCACAGAAACACUUCAACUUCCACAGAGCUGGAACCGUCAUACCUCUGUGAACACAAUCAGCAUGCUAGAAUUACCUAAAGAUGUCUGGGAACAACAGGCAGAGAAGGAGAGCGAUGUGACUGAUAACACAGUUUACGCCGAUUCGGUGAAAAGAAAGAGAAAGCUCAAGAUGAAGAAGCAUAAGUUGAGAAAGAGAAGAAAGUUAGGCCGUGCCUUGUUGAAGAGGUUGGGUAAAGUGAAGGAUUAA